AUGGAGAAGAUGAGAAGAGAGUUCAUGCAAGAGUCAAAGGUCUUCGAUAUCAGGCAACAGGAAGCAGUCCUUGAUAAGCUGCAAAAUAUAGUUACAAAAGAUAUUGCAACAGCUGAGAUACAAGAGUCCCUGCUCAAUGCAUCUGGCCUUGGCAAGGAGAAGUUGAUCACAUUUGUCAAAGAGAAGCUUGUGCUUCAAACAGAAACAGAAAAGAAGCUCAGGGAUCCCUCGCCCAAAAAUAAAGUGCCCACAUUUGCAAUUUUCCAAGAAGUAGAAAUGAAAGUUAGAUGUGACAAAUCAGCUACCGUAGUUAGAGCUGAGAAGAAUGUCCUACAGCGCAUUAUUACUGCCUUUAACACAGGAAGGAAAAUAGACUUGCUGGAAAUACUCAGCCAUGAGUUGACAAACGUGCCUGUAUCAGUUGUGGAUGAGAAUGGUUGUUUGCGAAGUGGAAAUAAGUCUCUCCUCUCUCAGGUACUUUCCAGUGGUUUAGAAAGUGGUUUGAACAGUGGUUUAAACUGGCCAUGCCACAAAGUUUAUCUGGUAAAAUUUUAUUCAGAGUGUUAA
This is a messenger RNA of Paramuricea clavata, 567 nucleotides long. NCBI's taxonomy places the organism in Eukaryota, Metazoa, Cnidaria, Anthozoa, Malacalcyonacea, Plexauridae. The record is from the annotation of a GenBank genome assembly.